AUGGAUUGCGGUAUGAAUGAGCAAACAGAUGUUGCAGAUGCUGCUGAUGUUGGAUUGAAUACUCAAGAGACUGUAGAAGAGCAUGCUGAUGUUCAUGUUAUACGAGGAGACCUUGAUGAUCCAAAAUUGUCGUCAUCAUCGUCUGAUGAUAUUUUAAGUGAUGAUUCCGGGAGGACAGAAGAUGGGACAGCUAUUAUCAGCGAGACCGACUCUGAAAAAGCGAAUGAAUGUCGAUGGGAAGUUUCUGUUACACACAUGGCCCAUGAUGAUAUGUGGGAGAUUAGGAAGUGGCGGGGACGCCAUAGUUGUGAAGGCCAUCGUAAUGAUAGAGGACAUGCUAACUUUUCAUCACCAAUGAUUGCUUUGUGUAUUCGCCAUCAGUUGCUAAAAAAUGCCGAGUUCAGUGCCGCAGCCGUAAGAAAUUUUGUUCAUGACAAAUUUCAUGUGGUAAUCAGUUAUAAGAAGGCAUGGUAUGCACGGAGAAGGGCUUUAGAGAUUGUGUUUGGUGGAUGGGAGGAGUCAUUUAGGGAUUUGCCAAGCUACAUGCUUGAACUGCAGUAUAAGAAUCCAGGCACAAUCGUUGAGUGGAGGCAUAACGAGUUGUUGAGCCAGGGCCGUACUAAAGUCUUCUAUUACGUGUUAUGGGCACUUGGGCCUGCUAUACAUGCUUUCCAGGAGUGCCAACCUGUUUUAACAAUAGACGGGACUCACCUUCGAGGAAGAUUUAAAGAAACUGGCGACAACUGGGAGUGGUUUUUGGAUCAUGUCAGAAUUCAUGUGGUGAAGUACGAAAGGGAGGUGUGCAUCAUUUCGGAUAGGCAUAAAGGAAUCCUUAAGGCUAUGCGUUCUGAUGAAUGGAAAAAGCCGCCGAUAUGUCACCACAAAUUUUGUUUGAUACAUGUGAGGAAAACUUUCUUGACAAAACUUAAGGGUAAGGGCGGUAAAGCGAAAGGCAUGAUAUGGGCAUUGGGUGUGACAACUCAAGUACGCAAGUACAUGCGAAGGCGACGUGCACUACGGGAGGAAAGUCUUGUUGCGAUACACGAGCUCAACAAAGCCAAAAAAGAGAAUUGGUCUCUUUGUUACGAUGAUGGACUGAGAUGGGGGUGCCCUCAACAAACAUUGGAAUGGUGGGCAGAUAGAAAGACAGAAAUACAACAUACCGAAGGUCGGUUGACCCUGUGGGCGAGGGACAAACUUGAUGCGAAUGAUGCGAAGGGGCAAAUGCAUUACUGUUCAGUACUUGACCGAGAAAUAGGUCAUUACCGAAUUCGAAGUCGUCCACGUGUUGAAAAGGGACAGGCAAAGGGCAAUAAUAGACAAGACGACGAGUUCAUGGAUUUAAAGUGCAGUUGUGGGAAGUGGCAGAUGUGGAGAGUUCCUUGUUCCCAUGCGUGCACCGUUGCCAGAGAUCGAGGUAACUCUAUGUUUGAACUCAUUGAUAAACACAACCACAAAGCUACAUGGGAAGCACAGUACUAUGGUGUCUCAUUUCAAGCACCAAGACACGAAGACUAUUGGGCAAAUCCUGGAUGGAAAUUGCGUAUCACACCUGAGCAGUUGCCUGCCUGCAAGUUAGAGACGCAUGAGCAUUAUGCGUCACUACCUAAGACGCAUGAGGGUCAUGCGUCGUAG
Salvia splendens (bonfire salvia) is the source of this 1635-nucleotide messenger RNA. RefSeq lists its product as uncharacterized. The coding region runs from base 1 to 1635 and encodes 544 amino acids. Gene Ontology annotation, molecular function: zinc ion binding. The transcript is spliced from 4 exons. NCBI's taxonomy places the organism in Eukaryota, Viridiplantae, Streptophyta, Magnoliopsida, Lamiales, Lamiaceae. The record is from RefSeq and is a predicted model, not a curated record.